Molecule: messenger RNA, 322 nt
Organism: Staurois parvus
Lineage: Eukaryota; Metazoa; Chordata; Amphibia; Anura; Ranidae
Source: the annotation of a GenBank genome assembly
AUGUAUGUGAAAUGGUUUGAUACAGUAAUGUUUUACUAUGUGAUUUUAGUGAAUUUAGUGAACGUCACUUUUUGUCAUUUUCAAAUUUUCUGCCGUUCCGUCCCUGUACGUCCUGACGCUCGCAGGGAAUGGAACCCGGAAGACAGAUGCCGGCAUCUGCUGGAUUACAUUGCCGGGGACACUGCAGGAGGGACAUCGCGGGAGCGCAAGGAUGAGGUAAGUGAAGAACAGAUCCCGGAGCAGCGCAGCAUGGUAAACCCGAGUGUAGCUCGGGGUUACCGCUUGUGCUACACUCAGGAAUACCGCCAGGGAGGUUAAGUUA